AUGGAAGAUGAGGAGGUGAAGAAGCUGGCGAGAAGAGCUGCUGCCCUCCCUCUAGUACCUCGUGACAAAGUGGAUGAUGUGUGGCUUGAUGCCAUCGCUGACUCUCCUGCUGGCCCUAAAGUGACUGCCUUCAUGGACUACGUGACAACCAGUUGGUUUCAAGGAGGGGCCUUCAUGCCAGAGAUUUGGAACCAUUUCGAAAACCAAGGCCACCGUACCAACAAUCACCUGGAAGGGUGGCACAGCAAGAUAAAGAAACUUGCCAAGAAGUGCCAACCGACCAUCUACGAGCAUAGCCGCGAGAGCGACAUCGACUGUAAAUGGAGAAAUGACCUCACAGAAGUCAGUGGCAGGUUGAAGUGGUCACGCCUUAGCCCGGAUGUUCUCGGCGAAGACCAGUGCAAGGAGACGUAUCACAGACUGGUAUCUGCUGUCAUAGUAGGUGCAUAUCACAUGAAGACGGACAUCACAGAGUUUGUUGACACCCUCUAUAUGUACCCAUCACAUGUGAUGAGUGACAACGCCAUGACAGAUGACGACGAUGGGACAGAUCCUCAGAUGUGCAAGGUGGGGCCCCACAACAUACAGAGGAAUCAUCUCCUCGAUCAAACAGCAUGGCUUGGCGAUGAGGUGAUGAAUGCAUACAUGCAUGUCCUGAAGACCACGUCGAAUAGGAUCCACAGCUGCCACUGCGCUGUACUUGAUUCCUUCUUUGUCAACCAUUGGGAGAAAGACGAGUAUGACGUGCACCCCUGCAAGGAGGAACUUGGAACUUACACGUGGAUCCUGAUGCCAGUGAACAUGCCACUGAAUCAACACUGGGUGCUUCUGGUCGCCAAUGCCCAGGAUGGAACAGUGGGCGUGGUCAACUCUAAGCCUGUCCUUGAUGUAGGGGACAAACUUAUACAACAUUGGAGAAAAUAUACACGCAGUUUGAGGAGAGGUGAUGGGUCAGUGGUCACAUGGACAAAGACAGAAUAUCCAGUACUGAGUCAAAGAGAUGGACAUAGCUGUGGCGUGUUUGUGAAUAUGGCAGCAGAAGCUGUACUAUCGGAGGUGCCCAUCAGUGUCAUGAGAAGCUGCCACACUGUCUGGUACAGGAAGUACAUCUGGCGCAGGUUGCGAGAAUAUGCUGAUGAACAUAUACCGCCUGAUACUGACACACAUAUGCUUGAGUCUCCAUGUGAAAUGCUGACAAAUAAUCCAGCGUCAACGAAUGCCAGAGCGUUUGUGUAUACAAUAGUCAAUAUGUCGACCAGCAUAGAUGAUACGAGAUACAGUUUGCAUAAAGCAGCCAGCCUCGGUGAUAUUAGACGCAUGCACUUGUUGAUAGACCAGGGGGAGGAUGUAGCAGGUACCGAUGACCGAGGAUGGACGCCUUUGCACUGUGCCUGUGAAAACGGUCACGUUGAAGCUGUCUCUGAUCUGGUUUCCAGGAGGACGGGCGACGUACAAAAUAGAGCUCAACUUACAUUGUACAAUCCUGUCUUGGGUACGGAGUAUAUGUAUCUAGCAGGAACAUAUCCACUCCACAUUGCUUGUUUAAAUGGACAUGAGAAUGUAGCGCACAUUUUGAUCAAUAGCGAGGCAAAUGUUGACGACAAAAGUGAAAAUGGAACAACAGCUCUUUUUCUUGCUUCUAUUAACGGACAUGAAGCUGUAGCUGCACUUCUGAUCAAGAAUGCUUGUUUGUAUGGACAUGAAUCUGUAGCCGCACUUCUGAUCAAGAAUGGUGCAAGUGUUACAGCAUUAACGACGCAUGGAGUGACGGCACUACAUCUAGCUUGUCAGAAUGGACAUGAAUCCGUAGCCGCACUUCUGAUCAAGAAUGGUGCAAGUGUUACAGCAGAAUACAAUGACGGAUUGACAGCAUUACAUCUAGCUUGUCAGAAUGGACAUGAAUCUGUAGCCGCACUUCUGAUCAAGAAUGGUGCAAGCAUUACAGCUGAGGACAAUGACGGAUGGACGGCAUUACAUCUAGCUUGUCAGAAUGGACAUGAAUCUGUAGCCGCACUUCUGAUCAAGAAUGGUGCAAGCAUUACAGCUGUAAAUAAGAACAGACGGACGGCAUUACAUCUAGCUUGUCAGAAUGGACAUGAAUCUGUAGCUGCACUUCUGAUCAAGAAUGGUGCAAGUGUUGCAGCAGGAACGACACAUGGAGUGACGGCACUACAUCUAGCUUGUGACAAUGGGCAUGAAUCUGUAGCUGCACUUCUGAUCAAGAAUGGUGCAAGUGUUACAGCAUUAACGACACAUGGAGUGACGGCACUACAUUUAGCUUGUCAGAAGGGACAUGAAUCUGUAUCCGCACUUCUGAUCAAGAAUGGUGCAAGCAUUACGGUUCAGGACAAGGACGGAUGGACGGCAUUACAUCUAGAAUGA
Molecule: messenger RNA, 2382 nt
Organism: Haliotis rufescens (red abalone)
Lineage: Eukaryota; Metazoa; Mollusca; Gastropoda; Lepetellida; Haliotidae
Product: alpha-latrotoxin-Lhe1a-like
Exons: 9
Coding region: 1-2382 (793 amino acids)
Biological process (GO): proteolysis
Molecular function (GO): cysteine-type peptidase activity; protein binding
Source: RefSeq, a predicted model, not a curated record